This is a messenger RNA of Sclerotinia trifoliorum, 1401 nucleotides long. The record is from the annotation of a GenBank genome assembly. Lineage: Eukaryota; Fungi; Ascomycota; Leotiomycetes; Helotiales; Sclerotiniaceae.
CGUUUUGUUGGGUUGAAAUUAGAUGCUCAGGUUAAAGGGAUUUACCUUUUGGGAGCGUGAUGUCGUCUUUUUCUUUGCUUGUAAAGGUAUAAAGUUCGUAGGUAUCCUAUUCUUUAUUUUCUUAAAAGUGGACCUUUUACUUCAUUUCCUUUCUCCAUUUUGAGAAUUUGAAUACCAAGCAAUACUUUCAAAUACUUUUAAAUACCAUCGAAAGAGUAGCAAACCGCAGUCAUGCCUCUCCCAACCGAUCCCGCUGUUGUAAAGACUAGUGAAAACCUAGUCCAUCAACUCCAAUCUAUGUUUGGCAAACACGGCGGAAAACGUCCUGGUAAGUAUCCUGAUUUCCAAGCAUCCUCAAGACCCCCAAAUCCGCACUUCAAAACCCCAUCAAAAUCUAACAACCCCCCAGCACACGCAAAAGGGCUCCUCCUAGCCGGAACCUUCACUCCCCUCCCAGCAGCCAGCACCCUCUCCACAGCCCCACACUUCAACCACCCCUCCACCCCCAUCUGGAUCCGCUUCUCCAACUCCACCGGCAUCCCCAGCAUCCCCGAUUUCGACGCGCACGCCGAUCCCCGCGGUAUAGCCAUCCGCUUCAUUCUCGACUCCGAGAAACACAAACAUACCGACAUCGUCGCACACUCUACUCCCUUCUUCCCCACCCGCACAGGAGAAGAAUUCCUCGAAUUCCUCCAAGCAGCAGCAGCCAGCAGCGGCGAAGCCGUCGCAACUCCGAAACCUAUUGAAAAAUUCCUAGCAUCCCAUCCUAAAGCAUUAGCUUUUGCAACGGCGCCUAAACCCGCGCCUACGAGUUGGGUGAGGGAAACUUACUGGAGUGUUAAUGCUUUUAAAUUUAUUGCAAAGGAUGGAAACGUGACGUUUGUAAGGUAUAGGAUUAUUCCUGUAGAAGGGGUUGAGAUUGCGAGUGAAGAGCAGAAGGGAAGUUUUGGGGAGAAUUAUCUUACUGAGGAGGUGAAGGCGAGGUUGGAGAGGGGAGCGACGGCGGAAUUUAAAUUGGUGGUGCAGAUUGCCGGGGAGGGGGAUGUGACGGAUGAUGCGACGGAGCAUUGGCCUGAAGAGAGGAAGAUUGUGGAGUUGGGGACGAUCAAGCUGGAGGGUUUGUUGGAGGAUAAUGAGAAGGAGCAGAAACAUAUUAUUUUUGAUCCGAUCCCUAGGGUAGAGGGUAUAGAUGUUAGUGGUGAUCCGUUGUUGGAUGUUAGGGCGGGUGCUUAUUUGAUUAGUGGGAAGGAGAGGAGAGCUGCUGCUUAGACUCUGGGGGUGAAGGAACAUGUGAUGAGAUCUUGGGAUUUAUACAGAUGGGAGGUUUCAACUGUCAGAGACAUGGCUCUUGAUGAUUUCUUUUCUAUGCUAAUUGAACUAAAUGAAUUUGCAAUAACUGGG